UUUUAAUAAGAUGUGGUUUGGAUUUAAAAAAUAGAAUGACACCCAAAAUACUUAGCAAGUUCAACAAUUUCCUGCAUAUAGACACAAGGCAGCUCAUUAAUAAGGUUAGUGCAUGUUUAAUAUAUAACGUUAGGAGGUCUUAACUUAUCAUUUGGGGAAGAAAAUUCUGAAACUUAAAAAGUGGCAGCAAGUGUGUUUAAACAAUUGAGUGGCAAGUUGAUAACAGGAAAUUUCGGAUCAUUGAUGCAAAUUAGCAAGCCCAUCGCAAUGUCUUUGGAUAUGAGUUUUUUACAUGGAGUGGCUUUGUAAAAAAUAAUAAUAUAAACUUAAGAGGACACACAUUUGGUAAUUUAUUGGAAAGAUGCAGCCAGUUAUCACCAAUGGAAUAAAUUAAAUAUAUCUCGGCUUAUCAAGUAAGAAUAGUAAUCAUCAUAUAGAUAUCCGGAUUGCAUUGCAAUGGGGAAAUUACAAAAAUGAAAUCACCUUUGGAUCCAUUAGUGGGAGAGACAAUUUAAGUAAUGUUAUAGUAUCUAUGAGUGUAGUUGGUGAAAGAGGAUGGCACAUAAUUUUUUGCAGAAUAAACAUCUUUCGAUCCACCAAUUUGUUUUUAUUACAUAUAGGGAAAUAAUUAUAAAAUAUACGGAGAUGACAGAUUAGAAAUAUCAGUACACAAGACUGUCAAUUCAUUAACAGGAGUGCAGAAUGGUNUAUCGAUGUAGAACUAUAUCCUACAAUUCUAUGAGAAUAAUUAUCAAUUUCAUAGUUUAUUAUUAUUUAAUACUAAUAUAUAUCGAGAAUUACCAAUAUAAAACAACUUAUAAACAAUAAAUGAAAAUGUACUUGUUAGCUCAACAAUAGUAAGGUACCAUUGA
Molecule: messenger RNA, 872 nt
Organism: Paramecium octaurelia
Lineage: Eukaryota; Ciliophora; Oligohymenophorea; Peniculida; Parameciidae
Source: the annotation of a GenBank genome assembly